AUGCCGCGGGCUGCCGUGCUGCUGCUGCCGCCUCUGCUGGCCCUCUGCGGGGCCACCGAGGGGCUGGGGGGUCCCGGGCUGCCCCCCGGCCCCCGGCGGUACGCGGCCCGCCUGCCCCCGGGGGCGAGGGUGGGCGACACCGUGUUCACCCUGCCGCCGGGCCGGGAGGCGGGCGGCUGGUUCGAGAUGGCGGCCCCCGGGCAGGCCCCGCUGGGGGUGGACAGGGCGUCGGGGCGCCUCUACCUCAGGGGGGAGCUGCCCGCGGGCGGCGGCGCCGAGGCGCUCGUCAAGGUGCACAGAGGAGGGGGACGAGACAACGACUGGUACCUCUGCCACGUCACCCUGCUGGCCCCAGAGGAGGAGCUCCUGUCCUGGGCCAUGUACCCGUACCCCUACCUGGCACGCGUUGAUCCAGACGCCCGCAAAGGCACCCUCGUCUACCAGCUCGCUGCACGAUACAGUACCAGCGAAAACACCAGCGCUGGCCUAACUUACACACUAGUUGCAGGUGGUGAGGAGCGAUUUCAGGUAGAUGCAGACACCGGGGUUAUCAGGACGACGGGCCUGCCUCUGGCGUGGAACAAGGAGUACGUGGUCACCGUGCAAGCCUCGGAUGAGUAUGGCAGCAAGAGCCCCUAUGCCUCCAUCUCCGUCCUGGCAGGCUCCCGGCCUCCGCAGUUCACUAACAUGUCCUACAGCGUGUUUGUCCCCGAAAAUACUCCGGCGGGAGAAAAAAUAGCAGUGGUCGAGGCUGUUUCCUUCCAGAGCCAGCCCCUUUCGUACUCGCUGCUGACGAACCCCAGCGGGCUGUUCAGCGUCAGGCAGGGGAGCGGGGAGCUCCACCUGAGCCAGCCUGUGGACUACGAGGGCGAGCACCACCUCUACCACCUCCUCCUGAAAGCCACGGAAGCUGAGAGCGAGCUGAGCAGCGUGACCGAGGUUGUGGUCCAUAUCACGGAUGAAAACGACUGUUCUCCUGAGUUCCAGCACUCCAUUUACACCAGGGACAACAUUCCUGAAACCGUUCCUGUCGGCACGUCUCUUCUGCAAGUUCUUGCCACAGACUGCGACUCUGGCUCCAACUCAGAGAUCUCCUACUUCGUCCAGAGCACUGAUUUUUCCAUCACGCACCACGGGGUCAUCAAUUCUAACCAGAGGCUGAACUUUGAGCGAGCAAACCAUAUGUAUGAGUUCGUGGUGAUAGCUGUCGAUAAAGGACAUCCCCCUCGGACAGGAACCGCGUCCGUGCGCGUUCGAAUGGCCAACGUGAAUGACGAGGCUCCUGUGUUCUCCCAGCCCGUUUACAGAACCUUCAUCUCAGAAGACGCUGGUCCCAGUACCUUGGUGGCCACUGUCCAGGCCAAAGACCCUGAUGGAGAUGGGGUGCUGUACCUAAUUGCUGGAGGUAACGAGGAGGGCAAUUUUGAACUGGAUAGUCAGAAAGGUAUCAUUAAGCUCCGCCGAAGCCCGCUGCCCAGCCUGAAAGGGCCGCAGUACGUACUGAACAUCACUGCCAUAGAUGACAACAUCUCAGGGGGGCCCACCCCUCUCAGCAGUUUUGCUGAGGUUAUUGUAGGAGUUAAUGACGUAAAUAACAACAAGCCUGUCUUCAGAGAGUGCACUUACUACAGUGACAGCACCUGGGUUCUGGAGAACCAGCCUCCAGGGACGUACGUGCUGCAGGUGAAAGCCUACGAUGCAGACCUCGGCGUUAAUGGAGAGGUGAAGUACGGGCUCAUGCACCGCGACGGAGCUUCCCUGGGCUUCAGCAUUGACCCAGACACAGGGGUCAUCACCACCACGCAGAGCUUUGACCGCGAGAAGCAGAGAGAGCACACACUGUCUGUUACCGCCACCGACCAAGCGCAGGAGCCGCUGAUCGGCGUCUGUCAGAUCACCAUCUUUAUCGCUGACGUCAAUGACAACGAUCCCAAGUUUGAGAACAGUCGCUAUCAGUAUUUCCUCAGCGAAGACACUCCAGUGGGGACGAGUUUCCUCCGUAUUGCAGCUCAUGACAGUGACCAAGGUGUGAACGCGGCCGUCACUUAUUCAAUGUUGGAGCAUCAAGUGGAGUACUUCCAGAUCAACCCCAGCACGGGCUGGGUGUAUGUGAACCGCCUGAUCUCCCAGGCCACUCGCAUUAGUUGCUAUGUUGUAGCAACAGAUGGAGGCAACAGAAGCAGCACUGUGGAGCUGACCGUAACCAUCACCAGUGUGCUCAGCCAGCUGCCCCGGUGGGAGCGGAGCAGAUACUGGGUAACAAUCCCCGAAAACACCAUCCGUGACACCAGGAUAGUGACCAUCAAAGCCACAUCCCCUCUUGGUGAUCCCAGGGUUACGUAUAACCUGGAGGAGGGUCAAGUUCCAGAGACAAACAUGCCAGUUCGUUUCUACCUGAAGCCAAACAGAGCCGAUGGAUCUGCUUCUAUUCUGGUCGCUGAACCACUUGACUUCGAGACAACCAAGUUCUUCACCCUGCGAGUCUGGGCACAAAACGUAGCGAUGAUGCCUCUAGCUUCCUUCACCACUGUUUGUGUUAAUGUAACAGAUGUCAACGAUAACGUGCCAUUCUUCAUGUCUUCCAGCUACGAGGUGUCCGUGCCAGAAGGAGCUGAUGUUGGCACAUCUGUGGUUCAGGUUUUAGCUACAGACUUGGAUUCUGGUCUACACGGAGAGGUUCACUACUUUAUAUUGAAAGAUGCUAGUGAGGACUACAGGUUCUUCACCAUUGAGCGCAAAACAGGAAUUAUUUCCACACAUGCGUCUUUUGACAGAGAGGAAAGAGCGUCCUACUUGAUUGAAGUUCAGUCUCAGGACUCUUCAGAAUCUGCUAGGCCUGGUGUCCAUGGGCAGCCCAAUACAGACACAGCCUACGUAAGGAUUUUUGUCAGUGAUGUGAAUGACAACACCCCGGCAUUUCCUCAGUCGGUGUAUGAGAUCAGCAUAGAUGAGGACAGGGACGUUGGAAGUCCUGUUGUGACGGCAACAGCAAAUGAUCAAGAUGAAGGUGCAAACGCCAAACUCAGGUACCAGAUCACAUCAGGAAAUGCGGAAGGAGUUUUUGAUGUGGAACCUGAGGCUGGAACUGUCUUCAUUGUUCAGUCACUGGAUUAUGAACAAGAACAACGUUAUGAGCUCCGGCUUGUAGCAUCUGAUGGAAAGUGGGAAAAUCACACUCUUAUCAUCAUCAAUGUUGUGAAUAAGAACGAUGAAGCACCAGUCUUCACUCAGAAUGAGUAUUAUGGCAGUGUCCUGGAGGAACUCACAGAUCUGCCUGCGUUUGUUCUAAAGGUUUCUGCAACAGACCCCGACCAAGCAGCUGAUCAAAAUGCCAUUAGCUAUUCCCUGCACGGACAGGGGGCCGGUAGCGAAUUCAGCAUCAACGAGAACACGGGCGAGAUCAGCACAAGCAGAAGGUUGGACCGCGAGAAGCGAUCAACAUGGCGCUUCCUCGUUCUAGCAACAGAUGAGAGUGGAGAGGGACUGACUGGCUUCGCAGAUGUUAUCAUAGAAGUGAGGGACGUGAACGACAACGCGCCCCUUUUCCUCUGUGUCUCGGAUAGUUGUUUCACGGGUCACAUCCCUGAGGAUUCCCCAGCAGACACGGCUGUUAUGGACAUGACCGCAGUGGACUUUGAUGACCCAAAAGCUGGCACGAAUGCUGUACUAACCUACAGAAUCGUUCAGAACGUCCAAAAUGAAAUUAACCUGAACUUGUUCUCAAUUAACUCCGUUAGCGGCACCAUCUAUACCAUGCUUGGCUCCCUGGACCGGGAGAAGGAAGACAGGUACAUACUGGUGGUGGAGGCCAAAGACGGAGGAGGGCUCACUGGGACAGGCACCGCCACUAUUUUGGUGACUGAUGUGAACGACCAUGCUCCGGUCUUCCUGCAAAGAAUCUACACGGCAUUUGUCUCCGAGAACGCGAGCAUUAACACCGAGGUCGCAGUGGUGUCUGCCGUGGACAGAGAUGAGGGGGAAAAUGCCGUGGUGACAUUCAGCAUCCUCGACGGCGACAACGACCGCAAGUUCUCCAUGGAGACAGAUAAAGUCAACAACUGCGGGUUCAUCCGGCUGCGAAAGCGGAUUGACUUUGAGAAGCCUCACGAGAGGGUGUUCAAUUUGACUCUGAAAGCAGAGGACAUGGAUUUCUUCAGCAUCGCUCACUGUGUGAUCUACGUGGAGGAUGCCAAUGACCAUGCUCCGGUCUUCUACCCCCAAUUCUAUGAAGUGGCUGCUCUGGGGGAAGACGUGCCUGUAGGCACCAAAGUUGUUCAGGUGUCUGCUGUUGACUUGGAUUCUGGCCUGAACGGAAGGUUUUCUUUCCACCUGCUGAACAAGUCUGACCCAGGUGGCCAGUUCUCUGUGGCUAGUGAUGGCUGGGUGGUGGUUGCAGGACUGCUGGAUUAUGAGGCAGUGACGCGGUACCAGCUCAUCGUUAUUGCCACAGAUAUGGGGCAGCCCCCUCUGGCAGGCAGUGCCACUGUUCUAGUGACUCUGCGGGAUGUAAAUGACAACGGGCCAGAGUUUGAGGCUCAUUAUAACCCAGUGGUCUGGGAAAACACAGCUUCUCCUCAGGUAGUCCAAAUGAAUGAGACGUCUGCUUUGCUGUAUGCUAAGGACCGAGACACUGCUGCUAACGGAGCACCCUUCUCCUUCCAUUUACUCAGCAAUUUUGAUAGUCUGGAUAACUUCCACUUGCAGGAUUUCCAUAAUGGAAGUGCCCAGCUCACUGCAUUGCGUACCUUUGACAGGGAAAUGCACAAGGUCUUCUACCUGCCCAUCCUGAUCACAGACAGCGGGAUUCCACCGAUGAGCUCCACCAACACAUUAACUGUGAAUAUUGGGGACCAGAACGACCACCCGCAUUCUGCUGGUUACAUGGAGUGCCUCAUCUACAGCUACGAUGGUAUCCUACCCAUGACCAUCCUGGGACAAGUCCGUGCCCCUGAUAAUGAUGAUUGGGAUCGCAAAAUCUACCAAUUUGAAGGAAAAACAUCAAGGUACUUUAUCCUUAAUGAUAACUCAGGUUUGCUGACUAUUAAAGAAGGAACCCCACCAGGAACAUACAACAUAAGAGUUAGAGUCAUUGAUGGAGUCUGGCCAGACGUUGUCUCAACCGUAAAGGUUACGGUGAAGGAGAUCAAAGAUGAUGCCCUCCGUAAUGCUGGUUCUAUACGAAUAAAAGGUAUCACCCCAGAGGAGUUCAUAUCCCAAUCCCCUGAAAAAGAGAGUAAAUACAACCAGAUGAAGAAGCUGCUUUCAGAAAUCAUGUCUGCCCCAUUUGAAAAUGUUCACAUUUUCAGUGUGUUAAAUAGCCCAAGUCAAACCCAAGGCGUUGAUGUUUGGUUUGCAGUUUAUGGUCCACCCUAUUAUAAAGCAGAAAAACUUAAUGGCAACGUUGCAGCCUCCAGAGCGUGGCUGGAAAACAUCUUGGAUAUAAAUAUCACCCAGAUUGGCAUUGACGAAUGUGUGACUGCAAACUGCACUCAUAGCAGCGGAUGCAUCAGCAAGUAUGAGCAGAGUCAUGUGCCAACGAUAACCACAGCUGGAAGUGUUUCGCUGGUGUCUGUGACAGUCCUGAGCAGUGCCCUGUGUGGCUGUGCAGCUCGGGAGAGUUCCCAUCUCUCCUGCUCCUCAUACAAGACGAACCCUUGUCUCAACGGUGGCACGUGUGUGGAUACUGAUUUGGGCUACAGAUGCAAAUGCUCUCCUAAUUUCCACGGACCAGACUGCCAGCAGACAAAACACAGCUUCAGAGGCCACGGUUACGCCUGGUUCCCUCCUCUCAAGCCUUGCUUUGAGAGCCGCAUCUCCUUGGAGUUUAUCACCGAAGUCCCCGACGGCCUUCUGUUGUACCAGGGACCAGUAGCACGAGGGCAGCCUGGAGAGCUGAAAGAUUUCGUGGCGUUGGAGCUUUCUGGUGGUGUCCCAUCGCUGACUGUCAGCCAUGGCUCUGGCGAGCUUUUCCUGCAGCUGUCCCCAAAAGUUAAUGUCGCAGAUCGUCGCUGGCACAAUAUAAAAAUUAUAAAUGAUGGAAAGAAAGUGAAGCUGGUUCUUGACCACUGCGUAAACAUCAUUAGAGAUAGCAACAGCGUUGUUAAGAAGAUGUCCCCAGUGGAUCUGUCUGCCUGUGAAGCCUCUGAAGAGACUGUGGAAACUUGGAGCAUGGGUAGGCUCUUCAGUGGCCAUCAGCCCCUACAGCUGGGGGGCGUUAAGAAGACUUUGCCUUACCACACCUCACAAAAGCACUUCAAAGGGUUUGUUGGCUGCAUUCGCAACGUUGUCGUUGACAGUAAGGUCUAUGAUUUAGAGCACCCUGCAGAGUCCUUGAACAGCGCUCCCGGGUGCGUCCUUACGGAUGAAAUGUGUCAGAGCGCUGGGGUGGCCUCCUGUGGUGUCCAUGGCAAGUGCGUUGGUGGCUGGGACUUCUUUCGCUGUGACUGCUCCCCAGGAUAUGCUGGCCCAGCAUGUGACAAAGUUCUUCCAGAGUGGGCUUUUGGAAGGGACAGCUGGAUCCACUACGAGCCGAGGAGCACUCGCAGCACUCGGAGCACUCGGAUCCGGCUGAUGGUGCGCACCCGCAUCUCCCGCAGCACCCUGCUCAGCUUGGCCUCUGCAGAUGGGAGCGGGUACCUGCGGCUGGAGGUGGAUGGGGGGUUUUUUUGCGUUAACAUCAGCUUGGGGGACAAAAAUCACUCUCUGAGAAUGAAGACGUUACGUAUAAAUAGCGGCCAGUGGGUUCUGCUGACCAUGGAGCGCUACAACAACGAAUUUACUCUGCGUGUUAACAGUGGUGGAGGUGAUCAAGAAGUGACCUCUGUUUUGGGCACGAACAGAUGGUUUGAAAUGGAUUGGGCAAGCGUUGUGCUAGGAAACCGCUUUCCCAGUCAUUCAGAGAGCGAUUUCCAAGGUUGUUUACGUGAUGUCCAGCUGAAUGGUCAGCCACUUCUCGUGGAAGGCAAGAGCACAGAGUUUGGCUUAAUUCUGAGGCGGCAGGGUGUCACGAUGGGAUGCCAUUCCAGUGCCUGCAGCAGCCAGCCCUGUUACAGCCCUUUCCUUUGUGUAGACCUGUGGAGAAAAUACGAAUGCCGGUGUCCAGCUGGGAAAGUGGAAGUGGUUGAUAGCCUUACUGGGCUCAGACACUGUACCUCCUCAGCUUGCGGACACUGGACCUGUAGGAAUGGAGGUACCUGCGUGGCUCAAUCCCAAGACAAGACCAUCUGCCAGUGCCCCGAAGGCUACAGGGGAAGAUGGUGUGAAAUUAGCCAGGUGAAGGCUGGAAGACCUGUUGGACUCAGCUCUGGCUCUAUUCUGGCUAUCAGCAUGUGUCUCCUUGUCUUCCUAGCUCUCUUGGUCUCUUACACGGUGUGGAGUCAGUGGGGAAGUUCAGGGUUUCGGAAAGGAGGAAUUUACCACAUUCCUGAAGAGCGUGAAAGCUGGGAGGAUGUUAGAGAAAAUGUCUUAAAUUAUAAUGAAGAAGGAGGUGGAGAACGUGACCAGACUGCUUACGAUAUAAAUGAACUGAAGAAACCUCUCCGUAACCUUCCCCACCUGACCUUGAGGGCAACUUCUCCAUACUCCAGGACACCCACUGGCCGAAAAAGAGACCCAGUACCAAAAUGUGCACAUCAAAAACAAGCAACAUCAGCUGUUGGAAGUGUUCCAGACUUCAAGGAAUAUGUUUCUCAAAUCAUCUGUGAUGCAGACAAUGAUCUACAGAGUUUCCCAGCUGACACUAUUCAUUUUUACUGCCUCGAAGGAGAAUGCUCUCUUGCAGGGAGCCUUAGUUCCUUAGACUCCAUUAGUGAUGAUGAAGAUCUAAAUUAUGAUUGCCUCCACGAGUGGGGGUCAAAGUUUGACAAACUUAAAGAACUCUGUGAGCUCUCAGAUGAACUUUUUUAA
Messenger RNA from Cygnus atratus (black swan), 7905 nucleotides. RefSeq names its product neural-cadherin-like. Gene Ontology annotation, biological process: homophilic cell-cell adhesion. Lineage: Eukaryota; Metazoa; Chordata; Aves; Anseriformes; Anatidae. Bases 1 to 7905 code for a protein of 2634 amino acids. Gene Ontology annotation, cellular component: cell-cell junction; plasma membrane. Gene Ontology annotation, molecular function: calcium ion binding. The transcript has 33 exons. The record is from RefSeq and is a predicted model, not a curated record.